AUGAAUCUACAAGCUAUAAAGGAAGCUGCUCUAUAAAUGUAUUUAUUUUAAAUUAAACCAAUAGUAAAGAUAAACUUACAAAGCCUCCACUUGCUGAUACCUUAAUAGAAGCUACAUCAAAUGAAAAUUGGAACACACCUACAAAAUUAUUAUAAGAGAUUUCAGAGGCAUCAUUUGGAUUGUAUAAGACAAGCAAUAAAAUAUAGCACAUAAUGUGAUACAAUUAUGAAAUUUAUCUGGAAGAGACUUGAUUCAGACAAUAAAGAAUGGAGAAGAAUUUUGAAAGUAUGCAUAAGAAUGCUAUUAGACAUUAGACACUCAAUUUGAUUGAUUAUUUGACUAAAAAUGGAGCACCACGUUGUGUUGGAGAGUUCAGGGAUUCUAUAUUUAAAAUAAGAAGUUUUUCAGAUUUCAUUUUAAUUGAAUAAGGUUCUGAUAAAGGACUUUCAAGUAGAAUUUAAUCAUUAAUAUUAGUUCGAGAAAAGAGUAAGUAACUUGUUGAUUUACUCUGUGACGAGAAAUUAAUUGAAGAAGAACGAGAUAAUGCUAAAAAGAUUCGUGAACGUUUGGCAGGCAUCUUAUUUAAAUUUAUUAAAUUUUAGCUGCAGGAGGAAUAGGAGCUAUAGGAAGUAAUACUAAUUAUUAAGGUUAUGGAAGAGACACUUAUAAGAAUGACUCAUAUAAGGGAUAUGGAAAUGAUUCUUAAAUGAAUGAGGCCUCUAAAAAUAAUGCUAAUAAAUCAAAUAAUAAUACUAAAUCUGAUUAAUAAACUUAUUGUAAAACAUAUAUAAAUUAAAUUUAGAGUAAAAGUAUGGAAUUUGGAAUGAUGAUGGUAUUGAUAAAUCUAAGAAAGCAGAAACUAAUAAUAAUAAUAAUAUUAAAAAUAAUAAUACUAUUUAAUGGAAUGUACCUUAAACAGAAGUAAUUUAACCACCAUUCUAAGAAACUAUUCAAAAACUUGCAAAACCAAUCGAAAAAUGGGAUGUUCCAGCAUCAAAAUCAAUCUAAUAAUAACCUUAAUAAAUAUAAUAAGCAAAAUAAAAUACUUAAUCAUCAUAAUAAACCUAAAAGCAAAAUAUAAUUGAUAUAUUUGAUUUUGAACCUUAAUAAAAUCAAUAACCAUAAGCUCCACCACAGAUUUAGCCACUUUAACCUCCUCCAACAUAAAAAUCAACUAAUAAUGAUUGGGGAUCUUUUGAUAAUGUAAAACCUUAGGUCUUUCCUUAAUAAUAAACAUAAUCAUAAGUUCUUUUGCCUUUAGAUGUAUUUAGUUAAUAAGUUUAAUAAUAAUAAUCGAUGUAACAAUAAUAAAAUAAUAUUUUUGGAUAAGAACAAUAAUAGAAUCAAUAAUAAUAACUAUAAUAACUUUAUUAAUAAUAAUAAUAUUCUCAACCACAAUAAUAUUAUUAGCAACAUUAAAAUUAAUAAACAAAUUUGAAUCUUUAUUAAUAAAAUUAACAAUAGUCUUUAUAAAUGAACUAUAAUUAAUCACAAUAUAAUUCUAUAAAUAAUCAAUAGUAAUACUUUUAAGUUAAUCAAUAAUAGUUUAAUUAAAAUUAGUAAAAACUAUAAUAAACAAAGUAGGAAGAUUAAGUAUUUGGAGAUUUUAUUUCUACUUAAUAAUAAAAAUAAACAAAUAACAAUCCAAAUGAUCUUCUUGGUAUGUUAGAUUUGAAAAAAGAAAAAGAAGAAUUAGAAAGUAAAAAAUAAAUUCCAAUUGUAAAUCAAUAGAUAUAGUAAAAUUAAAUUUACCCUGACAUUGAUACAUUUACAUAUAACUAUCAAAAAAAAUAAUAAACAUUUAGCAAUUGUAAUAAAUUUCAAUUAUUUUAGAUCAAUAUCCAUAAGGAAGAUGA
Messenger RNA from Paramecium pentaurelia, 1856 nucleotides. NCBI's taxonomy places the organism in Eukaryota, Ciliophora, Oligohymenophorea, Peniculida, Parameciidae. The record is from the annotation of a GenBank genome assembly.